AUGACUGAUUUUUUAUUGGAAUAUUUCCCCAAAUUACCAGAUGAUAUAAUUUUACUAAUAACAGAGAAAUUGUCCCUAGAAUAUGUAAUCGACUGGUUAAUAAAAAUUCCCAUCGUACAAGAUAUCGUUAUUGGCACUCUAUACAAUCGUAAUGACCUCCAAUUUCUAAUAUCUCCAACUAAACGACCCUAUAUGAAUCACAUAUCAGCUCAAAAAUCGGAAUUGACAACAUUUAAAGGAUAUUAUCAGAUCAGUACAUUUAUCAAAGAAAACUCUUUUCGAUUUAUUCCCAAGAAAAUAUUACUCAUGAGUGGUGGCGAUUGGCAAGCUGUUGAGGAUUUACUUACUAGUUUCAAGUCUUGGUUACUUCAAAUUGAAUCUAUUGAAAUUGCAUUAGAAAGUAAGGAAAUAAGUCCUUCCAAUCUCGAGUUAUUAUUUCAAUUCAAUAAUUUAACAAAGAUCCAUUUUUCAGGAGUUUCUUUAACCAAAUGCAUUCUGUUUUUGCAGAACAACAAUUCCAUAAUUAAUCAUCCAAGUUUGAAUAAUAUUAUACUUUUGAAACAUGGUAUUGUGAAUUGGACUGGAAUAAAGUUCCCUCGUAUACUUGAAUCAUUGGAUUUAUCGUGGGAAUCAAAAGUUGAUAUCACAACUGUCGAAGUUCCAGUCUCCACGAGGGAGCUAUAUUUUAAUUUGGCCAAUAUAUCACAACUUGAAAGCAUUCAUUCACAAAUUAGUAGCAACAAUCUAACGACAUUGAUGUUGACUAAUAACAAUCUCACAGAGGUUAGUUUAAAAGCUUUACCUUCUACUUUAACAACUUUAGACGUUUCGGAAAACCCAAUUUCGGAAAUAAGUGAUCUUGAAUUUGGAUGGCCACAAAACUUGACUAACUUGUUACUAGACAGAAAUGAGUUAACAAAUGCUUCUAUAGCUGCUAUCACCGAAUGGCCAAAAAACUUGAAAACAUUAAGGUUAAAAUCAAGCAGGAUCACUAAUAUUGCAUGUUUGAUAAACUUACCUGAUUCCAUAGAGGUUUUAGAUUUAUCAUACAAUAGGUUUAAGACUUUGGUGGUGAAUAAUAAUGACGAUUUUUAUCUGUUUCCGAAAAAUAUGAAAUAUUUGCAAAUGGUUGGUUGCAAUUUUUCACCACCUCAAACAGUUAAAAAUUAUUUGGAAUUCUCUGAAAAUUUAGAAAAAUUGAAUAUGACUCAUUGCAAUUUACUGACAUUGUUCUAUUUCAAAUUCCCCAAAUCAUUAGUUGAGUUAGCUUUGAGUGGGAAUGCAAUUCAGGAUUUGACCUCAUAUAACGAUAUCAACAAGAAUUGGACAGAUUUAGUUAAUUUGCAAGAUUUAGAUUUGUAUUCAAACCGAAUUGAUAAUCUUCGACAAUGGAUUCCUCCAAAUAGUUUAAGGAAUUUCAAUUUGGGUUUCAAUUUAAUUGAUGAACUUUCCAAUAGUUGGCCAUUAUUCAACGAGAUAUAUAAUAAAGAUUUUCAACUUGUUGAAUUAAGAUUUGGUGGUUGUUCCAUUGAAAAGAUAUCUGAAGAAUUAAAUCUCCCACCACUCAUGAAAUCUUUAGAUCUUUCAAACAAUUCACUAACAGGUUCCUUUUAUCUACUGAAAAGUCUUAAACAUUUAUACGAGUUGAAUUUAGCAGAGAACACAAUUGACGAUAUCAAGAUCAUUCGAGAUGAUGACGAACCUUGCAGAUUAUACAUUUUGAAUCUUAAUUAUAAUCGUAUAUGUUCCAAAAGCAGGAAUAAAGAAUCAAUAGAGGCAUUCUAUGAAAAAUUGGAAUUGGGAUUAAACAUUAAAAUUAGAAAUAAAAAAUUCAAAGUGAAUAGCUUCCAUUAUUUACGGCAAUUAACUUAUAGAGGGUAG
Candida dubliniensis CD36 is the source of this 1881-nucleotide messenger RNA. RefSeq lists its product as uncharacterized. Gene Ontology annotation, cellular component: extracellular matrix. The record is from RefSeq and is a predicted model, not a curated record. Bases 1 to 1881 code for a protein of 626 amino acids. Lineage: Eukaryota; Fungi; Ascomycota; Pichiomycetes; Serinales; Debaryomycetaceae. Gene Ontology annotation, molecular function: protein binding. The transcript has a single exon.